AUAGCAUAGAGCAUUGGUUGCCGCAUAGGCUCAACCAAGUCGCUUCUUGGCACGCACCAGAAGCCACGGAAUCGCCUUGAUCGCCCAGAACUUGACGGGUGUAACCAGAAGACAGCAAGCAAGGCUCCCAGGGGGAUUGAAAUUCACAGGAUGAGUGUCCGUUUCGACAACGUGCUCAACUGCAGGGACGUUGGCGCCACUGUCAACCAGUAUACCGGACGCAGGAUCGUCAAAGAAGGCUUAAUAUUCCGCUCUGCUCGGCCAGACGAUGCCUCCCUCAAAGAUAGAGAAGUCCUCCGGACAGAAAUCGGCAUCAAGACAGUCAUGGAUCUGCGGACAAAGACUGAGCACCUCAAGCAAGCUGAGAAACGCCAGGCCGACCGCAAGAUCCCCGCGCUACUCGCCUCCAAUGCUGCCCUCGCGGAGCCCGUCCAGAUCCCGGGGCUCAGGUAUCUCGAGAUCAAACUCACCGGCCGCAAGUUUGAACGCUAUCUCCUGAGCCAGCUGUCGUGGCUGCAGUUCUUCAAAUUCCUCUUUCUCUUCCUGUUCGGCUUCCGCAUGCAGGCAAUCAGUGUGAUUGGCCGAGAAGUCAUGCUUCCCCGAGGCUUGAUCGGGUUGGGGAUACUCACCAUGGAACAGUCUGGCGCCGAAGUGGCCGAGGCUCUCCGCGCAUUCCUCCAGCCCGGGGCCGUCCCGCUACUCGUCCACUGCACCCAGGGCAAAGACCGCACGGGACUGAUCAUAGCCCUGGUACUCACGAUCCUCGGCGUCCCCACCGAGGCAGUCGCGCACGACUACCUCCUCUCGAACCCGGGGCUCGAAGCAGAGAAGGAGAUCCGGCUCGCGGAGAUCAGGGCCAUAGGGCUGACGCCGGAGUGGGGCGAGUGUCCUGAUGGGUUCAUCGAGGAGGUCGAGGCGUACCUGCGGCGAGAGUAUGGUGGUGUGGAGGGCUACCUGGAUGGGAUUGGGUUUGGAAAGGGGGAGAGGCAGAUGUUGAUUGACGUCUUGGGUGCUUGAGCUCGCAGCGUUGGGCACGCGUGGCUGGCGGCUUGACGAUGUUGUCCACCUAUGCGUAGGUACGCAGGCAGUCAUCUGGGCACCAGAACUCAACUUGUGAGGCCACACCUUUAGAGCACCACACAUGUCCGGCAUCGCUCAACACAUAUACAGUUAAACCAUAGACACCAUGAUCGUUGGCAACGAAAAUCUAUUGCUUCUUUCUAAAUCUG
This is a messenger RNA of Microdochium trichocladiopsis, 1229 nucleotides long. RefSeq names its product tyrosine/serine protein phosphatase. The record is from RefSeq and is a predicted model, not a curated record. Gene Ontology annotation, biological process: dephosphorylation. Gene Ontology annotation, molecular function: phosphoprotein phosphatase activity. NCBI's taxonomy places the organism in Eukaryota, Fungi, Ascomycota, Sordariomycetes, Xylariales, Microdochiaceae. Bases 151 to 1017 code for a protein of 288 amino acids. The transcript has 6 exons.